Seriola dumerili (greater amberjack) is the source of this 1300-nucleotide messenger RNA. RefSeq names its product testis expressed 9 (gene tex9). The coding region runs from base 1 to 1278 and encodes 425 amino acids. The transcript is spliced from 12 exons. NCBI's taxonomy places the organism in Eukaryota, Metazoa, Chordata, Actinopteri, Carangiformes, Carangidae. The record is from RefSeq and is a predicted model, not a curated record.
AUGCAGGUGAAAACAGUGAACGGACAGCUGGAAAACAACUGGCUUGUCCCUCUGGUGUGCUCUGCCCCUCACGUUAUGGGAUUUCUCCGCAUGUGCAUAACAAAGAAACGGCCAUCCUCCGGCACUAAAGCUGAGAGAUUCAAGAGGGCUGAAGUAAGGCCACAGACUAAAUCUGCUUCCGGUCUUACCAAGAAGCACACAGACGACCUUUUUGCUAAGGAAGAACAAUACAAACUCUUAAAUGCAGAGCUAGAGGCCAAAACAGCGGAUCUAGUAAGACAGGCAGAACAACUUAUGAGAGGGCAGAGUGAAGUUCUGUCGAAGCCCUUAUCCACCCUCCUGCUUACAGAUAUUGAAGAUGAAGAGGAUUCAAGGAUGAUAAAGCCUCAACAGAGUACUGUGAAGGAGCCCCGUGUGAAGGUGGUGAUCAAUAAAAGGGUCACAUCAACAUCACAAAGCAUGCGUACUGGAAAACAAGGAAAAGAGUCUCACUGUAAAACAGCAACCUCAAAGGCGUCUCAUUCAGAUAAGUUAGAAGCUAUAGAAGAUUCAGUUGAUUUUUUUAUGGCAAAGACGAUACGUACCAUGGAGGAGAAGAUGAAUGACACUGUCACUCAUGAAAAUGUUGUGGAUGAUCAUGAUGUGUGUAACGCUGGAGACAAUGUAGGAUCAGAUGCUCAAAUACGAGUUCUCAAGGCAAAACUAAGAAUUAUGCAGGAAGAAGUGGAUCAACUUUCAUGUGAAUAUUAUAAGAAGGAUGAUGAAAAUGCUAAGCUCAGUGCAAAAAUUAAGGAGAUUGAGGAAGAUCGAGCCAGACUACAGAAGACCACAAGCAUUCAGAAAACACAGAUUGAGAAGCACAGAGCUUUAGCAGAGGAGUCUGCUAAAAAAUGUGAUGGCCUUCAACUCCAAGUGUCUGGUUUACACAAGGAAAUAGAAAAUCUGAAUAGAUCCAACAAACAAGCAGCAGCCGUCCACAGCACGGUGGAGGUUCGUCUGAACAGAGCUCUGGAGGAGGUGGAGAGGUUAAAGACUCAACUGAACAAGAUGAAGCAGAUGAAUGAGGACAAGGUAAGCAAGGAGCAUCAGAGUAAAGAAAAUCUACUUGCUGAAAACAAAAUGCUAAAAAAACAGAAAGCAGAACUCAUUGUGGGUUUCAAGAAACAGCUCAAGCUGAUCGACAUUCUCAAAAAACAAAAGAUGCAUUUUGAAGCUGCCAAGCUGCUGUCAUUCACAGAAGAUGAGUUCAUGAAAGCUCUAGACUGGGGGAAGUUAUAAACACCGAGUGAUUCAGCAUUUA